AAUUUAAUUUGAUAGUUAGGGCGUUUUUUCUUUUUCGUAGAAAUUUUUAAUAACUGAUAAGGCAGAACUUGAACGAGACACUUGAAGAAUUAAUAGGAUAUCCACCGGUAUAUAACUUCCGGGUUUGAAUCGCAGCAGUCAUGAAUCUACUGACUCCAAUUUUCAGAUCAGCGACAAAUUCUUUUUGCAAGUUUAUGAUACUAAAGCUAUGGAAAGCAACGUUAGCUUGCAGUGCCUCUUUGAGGCAAUACAGUGGAUUUAAGAUUGACAACCUCGACCAUUUUGUUAUAACAGUCAAGGAUAUCAACAAAACAUGCGAUUUCUACUCGAAGGUGCUGGGAAUGGAAGUCACAACCUUCAAGGGCAACAGAAAAGCUUUAACUUUCGGCUCCCAGAAGAUCAACAUCCACGAACAUGGAAAAGAAUUUGAGCCAAAAGCUCACCUACCGACCCCCGGCUCAGCAGACGUUUGUUUUAUCACGCGGGAAAAUUUGAAUUCUGUUAUUAAACAUUUAGAGGAAAAUAAUGUGGAAAUUACCGAAGGUCCUGUGGAUAGAACGGGUGCCACUGGACCAAUCAAAUCGGUGUACUUCCGAGACCCUGACCACAACCUCAUAGAAAUCUCUAACUAUACACAGGACUGAAGAGUUGCGUCCCUUUUUAUGGAUGUCGACAAUUACGACAAACUAUUAAAUAUCAACCCGUGAUUGGAUGCUUUCUUAAGAUAUGAAUAUCCAAGAAACAGCUGGAAUGUCAUUCAACAUGAAUAAAUGAUACUGCCAAAAUAAGUUAAAAAAAA
Magallana angulata is the source of this 799-nucleotide messenger RNA. Its product is annotated as glyoxalase domain-containing protein 5-like. Lineage: Eukaryota; Metazoa; Mollusca; Bivalvia; Ostreida; Ostreidae. The transcript is spliced from 5 exons. The coding region runs from base 141 to 644 and encodes 167 amino acids. The record is from RefSeq and is a predicted model, not a curated record.